Molecule: messenger RNA, 549 nt
Organism: Aspergillus calidoustus
Lineage: Eukaryota; Fungi; Ascomycota; Eurotiomycetes; Eurotiales; Aspergillaceae
Source: the annotation of a GenBank genome assembly
AUGGCGUCUAAUUCAGUUGGAAACGCUUGGAGUUGCCACGGCCAUCGCUUCCGCUCUAUCCUUGACAACCUUUGCUAUCGCAGGCCUAGCAUGGAGCCUCACCAGUCAGGCCCCGACGCUCGGGAACUCCGCCUCAAGAUCAAUGACAUCAUCCAGAAACUGCGGCACAAUGCUGAACCACGCCAAGAGCGCCGAAUCAACGAAGCUAUACCGCCCGCCCACCAGAUACUGACGCCGGGCAAGAACGCCAUCCAGGACGCCGGACACGCGACGGACCUCGUUGAGAUAGCGCUCGCGCGCACUGGGGAGGAGUUAUGGGUGGUAGACCGUGAACCAAACAGCCUGGCCGAAGUAAGGGCCUUGGCCGCUCAUCUGGUAGUGCAGCCACUGCUUGGCCUCAAAGUACUCCGUGGUACCUGCCGCAAAGCUGACUGUGUUGUUUUUGUCGUAUUUUUCGACGAGGUAUUCGAGUAUCGCGCCGGACUCCCAGAGGGUUAUCCCCGUGUUGGGGGUUUGUACUGCCGGGACGCGGCCAUUGGGGUUGAUUGA